CAAAGAACGGAUGUGAAAUUUCAAGAUUCUCAAAAAUUUAGUGAAAAACUUGUUGUAUUGAGGCAAACUUUUUUUUUAAAUCAUGAUUUGUAAGAAUUAAUCCUAGUGGAAGAGACUCAACUAAAAUCUUUUCCGUCAGAGUGUUUUUAAAAGGGAUUCAAGAACAGCAACGCAGAAAUCCGCCCACACAGAAAAAUCUUCUCAAAAUUCGGAUUACGGCAAAACAGUUCAUCUUGCUAACUCAGUUCUCGUCAAGUAGGAGAGGAUAGACUGCUUGUUUACAAUCGCAGAUUCGCCCCACUGAACUGUUACUACGGAACUUAUAAAACAAACUUCACGCUCUUUUCAUCGUUAUGAUCCUCGCCGGAAGCAGCAGCAUGGGCGGUUCCACGACGUCGGGACCGCCCGUUCCGGCCGGCUUGCCGAUUCCGAGUGCGGCCAACAAGUGGAAGCGGAUGCUGGAGUGUGACGAGUUUGUGGGCGCCCGCCGGUCCAAGCACACGGUCGUGGCGUACAAGGACGCGAUCUACGUGUUCGGCGGGGACAACGGCAAGAACAUGCUGAACGAUUUGAUCCGGUUCGGGGUGAAGGACAAGUCCUGGGGGAGGGCAUUUUCCACAGGGACGCCACCGGCUCCGAGGUACCAUCACUCGGCGGUGGUCCAUGGGACGUCGAUGUUCGUGUUUGGCGGAUACACCGGGGACAUUCACUCGAACUCGAACUUGACCAACAAGAACGACCUGUUUGAGUACAACUUCCAGAACGGGCAGUGGACCGAGUGGAAGUUUGUGGGGAGGACGCCGGUGCCACGGAGUGCGCAUGGGGCGGCCGUUUACGAUAAUAAGCUGUGGAUAUAUGCUGGAUACGAUGGGAAUGCCCGGUUGAACGACAUGUGGACAAUCCGGCUGACCGGAGAAACCCACCAGUGGGAAGAGGUCCAGCAGAAGGGUGAAUGUCCUCCGACGUGUUGCAAUUUCCCGGUGGCCGUUGCCCGUGGCUGCAUGUACGUGUUCUCCGGCCAAAGUGGCUUGCAAAUAACCAACACACUGUUCCAGUUCAACUUCAAGGACAAAACAUGGCGUAGAAUCUCAAAUGAGCACAUCCUUCGGGGAGCUCCUCCACCGCCAGCCCGUCGCUAUGGCCACACCAUGGUCCACCAUGACCGGUUCCUGUACGUGUUUGGCGGUGCCGCAGACUCGACCCUCCCGAACGACCUCCACUGUUACGAUCUGGACUCCCAGGUCUGGUCCACGGUAAUUCCCGCUCCGGAAUCGCAAGUCCCAAGUGGCCGCCUCUUUCACGCGGCUGCCGUUAUCGGUGACGCCAUGUACAUCUUCGGCGGGACGAUCGACAACAAUGUGCGUAGCGGAGACAUGUACCGGUUCCAGUUCUCAAGCUAUCCAAAAUGCACGCUUCAGGAUGACUUUGGCAAGUUCCUCCAAAACCGACAGUUUUGCGACGUUCAGUUUGUCGUCGGAGCGGACGAGGCGAAGGUUUCUGCCCACAUUGCCAUGAUUGUGGCGCGGUCGCAGUUUCUGAGGGCGAAGAUAUUGGCUGCGCGUGACGCCAGAAAUCUGCACUUUGAGAAGCUGUUUGGGACGACGGAGGUGCCGUUUGCGGAGCGGCCGAUUCUGGAGGUCAAGUUGCCGAAUGCGCAGCCGGAAGCGUUCGAGAUGGUGCUGAACUACAUCUACACCGAUCGGAUUGAUUUCAAGGACCCAUUCUGCAACAAGAUCGUCCUCCUCAUGAUGGACGUGUACCAACUGGCCGUCCAAUUCUACAUCCCCCGCCUCGAGCAACUGUGCGUACAAUAUCUCGAGUUCAAAAUCUCCAAAACCAACGUUCUGGACGCACUCUACAAUGCGGACCGCAUGGGUCUCACCCUGAUCAAGGAUCACUGCAUGGGAUUUAUCACAAAGGACGACCACUUUAACGAUAUCGUCAUGUCGCCCGAGUUUGCCGCCCUCGAGAAGAUGCUGAUCGUGGAGAUCAUCCGGAAGAAGCAAAACCCGAGCAAGCACUCGACCGACAUGAAGUACGACAAAACGAUCGGAACUUCGUUGGAGAACGAUAUGGCGGUGUUUUUGAAGUCUGGCGGGAAGGAGUUUUGCGACAUUAAUUUGGUGUUGGAAGGGAAGGUUAUUCCGGCGCACAAGUCUAUCCUGGCGGCACGGUGCACCUACUUCCAGGCCAUGUUCCGAUCGUUUAUGCCGGCGGACAAUACCGUUAAUAUCCAAAUCGGUGACAUUUCCCCCUCCCAGGAGGCGUUCAGCUCCCUCCUCCGUUACAUCUACUACGGCGACACCAAGAUGCCCCCGGAGGACUCGCUCUAUCUUUUUCAGGCCCCCUGCUUCUACGGGUUCACCAACAACCGACUGCAGGCCUUCUGCAAGCACAACCUAGAGAACAACAUCACGUACGACAACGUGCUACAAAUUCUCGAAGCUUCCGACAAGAUGAACGUCCCGGACAUCAAGAACUACGCCCUCCGCAUGGUCGUGCACAACUUUUCCCAGGUCGCGCGGCUGCCCAAGAUGCAGGAACUGACGCGGGAACUGCUGCUGGACGUGAUACUGGCCGUCGCGGACAAAGGGGACAAGCGGAUAAGCCACGACUCGACGUUUAUCUCGCUGUACAGCGACAUUUGAAGGAUCGCGUUUUUGCAACCGGUUCUCAGCAUUUUGCUCGCGUGGCUGAGAAACAACAACGAGUUGCCGCUG
This is a messenger RNA of Culex quinquefasciatus (southern house mosquito), 2720 nucleotides long. It is a transcript of the gene Lztr1, whose product is annotated as leucine-zipper-like transcriptional regulator 1 homolog. Lineage: Eukaryota; Metazoa; Arthropoda; Insecta; Diptera; Culicidae. Bases 354 to 2648 code for a protein of 764 amino acids. Gene Ontology annotation, cellular component: Golgi apparatus. Gene Ontology annotation, molecular function: protein binding. The transcript has 3 exons. The record is from RefSeq and is a predicted model, not a curated record.